Molecule: messenger RNA, 1041 nt
Organism: Gastrolobium bilobum
Lineage: Eukaryota; Viridiplantae; Streptophyta; Magnoliopsida; Fabales; Fabaceae
Product: BTB/POZ and TAZ domain-containing protein 2-like
Exons: 6
Coding region: 1-1041 (346 amino acids)
Cellular component (GO): nucleus
Molecular function (GO): protein binding
Source: RefSeq, a predicted model, not a curated record
AUGGAUGCCCCGAUUUCUCCCAUCACCCACCUCUUACCUCAACCCGAUCUUUAUCUUCACACUUCCAGUGGGACACGCAUUCCAGUCCACGCAAGCAUUUUGGCUUCGGCGUCACCUGUUCUAGAGAACGUCAUAAUGUCCAACAGAAUCGUUAAAAUCAACGGCGUUCCACACGACGCCGUCACCGCAUUCUUGAGCUUCCUCUACUCCUCCAGGUGCAGCGAGGAGGAGAUGGACAAUCACGGAAUGCACCUUCUUGCACUAUCGCACGUGUAUUUGGUGCGGCAGCUGAAGCAGAGUUGCAUCAAGGGGCUGGCACAACGCGUGACCACAGAGAACGUGGUGGACGUGUUGCAACUGGCGAGACUCUGCGAUGCACCGGAUCUCUACCUCAAGUGCGUCAAGCUUCUAAUCAAUAAUUUCAAAACCGUGGAGCAAACAGAGGGUUGGAAAUUCUUGCAGAAACAUGACCCCUGGCUCGAGCUCGACGUUCUUCGCUUCAUGGACGAACAAGAAUCGAGGAAGAAGAAAUCAAAGAGGCGAAGGGAGGAGCAGAGGUUGUAUGUGCAGCUGAGCGAGGCCAUGGAUUGUUUGGAACACAUAUGCACGGAAGGGUGCACCCACGUGGGUCCAUACGAUGUUGAACUUAAGCAAGAGAAGAGACCCUGUUCCAAAUUCUCCACGUGUCAAGGUCUGCAAGUGUUGAUUCGACACGUGGCAACUUGUAAGAGCAGGCUCAACCGAGGUUGCUUGCGGUGUAAGCGCAUGUGGCAACUCUUCAGACUCCACUCCUCCAUUUGCCUUCACCAAGAUUCCUGCAAGGUUCCUCUUUGCAGGCAAAUUCAAUUGAAAAUGCAGCAAGAAAACAGGAAAGAUGAUGCAAAGUGGAAAGUACUAGUGAGGAAGGUGGCCACGGCCAAAGCCAUGUCUUCCUUGGCAAUGCCGAAAAGGAACAAGGAAAGAGAGUUGCGACUAGGAAAGGGGGGAGAGGGGAUGACUCUGGUGUCUGCAUUUUUUUUAUUCUCAAAGAGAUUACGAUGA